UUUUCCUUUUUUUUCCCCUUCUAAUUUCGUCUCUGUCUCUCUCCUUCCCUCUUCGCUGUAUUUCAUACGCACUCUCUUUCUGUGGAGGAAACUGAACCUCUAAAAAGCCGAACCCCAGCGAAGAAGACGAAGCCGAGAAAAUGGCUCUCAAGCUUAACCCUUUCGUCUCUCAUCCCUACAAAUUCCCUCCUUCUGCUCUUCCGCCAGUGGCGAGCUUCAGAUCUCCCAGGUUCCUCUGCCUUGCUUCCUCUUCUCCGGCUCUCAGCUCCGGCGCCAAGGAAGUUGAGAAUGCCAAGAAGCCUUUUACGCCGCCUAGGGAAGUGCACGUUCAAGUCACCCACUCAAUGCCGCCCCAAAAGAUCGAGAUCUUUAAAUCUCUGGAGGAUUGGGCUGAGGAGAACAUUCUGGUUCACCUUAAGCAGGUCGAGAAGUGUUGGCAACCCCAGGAUUUUCUGCCCGACCCUGCAUCCGACGGGUUUGAAGAACAGGUAAGAGAGCUAAGAGAGAGAGCAAAAGAAAUCCCGGACGACUACUUUGUUGUCUUGGUCGGAGACAUGAUCACGGAAGAAGCACUACCGACCUAUCAGACGAUGCUGAACACUUUGGACGGAGUGAGGGAUGAAACAGGGGCUAGCCCUACUUCCUGGGCCAUCUGGACAAGGGCAUGGACUGCUGAAGAGAACAGACAUGGGGAUCUUCUGAAUAAGUACCUCUACUUAUCCGGGCGAGUUGACAUGAGGCAGAUUGAGAAGACAAUUCAGUACCUGAUUGGCUCUGGAAUGGAUCCUCGGACAGAAAACAACCCUUAUCUUGGCUUCAUCUACACUUCAUUCCAAGAAAGAGCAACCUUCAUCUCCCAUGGAAACACCGCCCGCCAGGCCAAAGACCAUGGGGACAUCAAAUUGGCACAAAUAUGUGGCACAAUCGCAGCAGACGAGAAGCGUCAUGAAACUGCUUACACCAAGAUCGUUGAGAAACUCUUCGAGAUCGAUCCUGAUGGUACCGUCACGGCAUUUGCAGACAUGAUGAAGAAGAAAAUCUCGAUGCCAGCCCACCUGAUGUACGAUGGGCGUGAUGACAACCUCUUUGAUCAUUUCUCUGCCGUGGCUCAGAGGCUUGAGGUCUACACUGCCAAAGACUAUGCCGACAUACUGGAGUUUUUGGUAGGCAGGUGGAAGGUCGAGAAUCUAACCGGGCUUUCAGCUGAAGGGCGCAAGGCUCAGGAUUAUGUUUGCGGGUUGCCACCAAGAAUCAGGAAGUUGGAAGAGAGAGCUCAAGCGCGAGCCAAGAAAGGACCAAAGAUCCCAUUCAGCUGGAUAUAUGACAGGGAAGUGCAGCUCUAAGACCGAACACAAGUAAAACCCCGCAAUUCUCCUGCUUCCCUCGAGGAUGUCGAGGUUCAAACAGGUUUUCUAGAUCAGUUUUCGUCUGUGUCUGCUCACAGAAUGGAUGCAGAUACAGUUUGUUUCUAUUGUUUCUGUGGGUCUCAGUUAUGCAGUGGGAGAGGCAGCUGUAGUAUCGUUUAUCUGUGUUAUUCAGUGUCUAUUGUCCUUGUUAGUGUGAUAUAACCAGUUUUACUUGAGUUUUGUUUCAGUAGUUUUGUCUCAAGCAGCUACUGUCUUUUUUUUUUCAGUGUAGUCAAACCAUGGCAUUGGCAAUUUUGAUUGAUAGUCUAUUGAUCUCAUGGUUAAUAGAUA
This is a messenger RNA of Tarenaya hassleriana, 1697 nucleotides long. RefSeq names its product stearoyl-[acyl-carrier-protein] 9-desaturase, chloroplastic. The coding region runs from base 141 to 1343 and encodes 400 amino acids. The transcript is spliced from 3 exons. Gene Ontology annotation, cellular component: chloroplast stroma. Gene Ontology annotation, biological process: defense response; fatty acid biosynthetic process. Lineage: Eukaryota; Viridiplantae; Streptophyta; Magnoliopsida; Brassicales; Cleomaceae. The record is from RefSeq and is a predicted model, not a curated record. Gene Ontology annotation, molecular function: stearoyl-[ACP] desaturase activity; stearoyl-CoA 9-desaturase activity.